Molecule: messenger RNA, 588 nt
Organism: Homalodisca vitripennis (glassy-winged sharpshooter)
Lineage: Eukaryota; Metazoa; Arthropoda; Insecta; Hemiptera; Cicadellidae
Product: jerky protein homolog-like
Exons: 1
Coding region: 1-588 (195 amino acids)
Cellular component (GO): nucleus
Molecular function (GO): DNA binding
Source: RefSeq, a predicted model, not a curated record
AUGUCAGAGAGCAUUUUUAACGAAUGGUUUCACAAACAGUUUGUGCCCGAAAUUAAGAAGCAUCUAAAGUCCCAGAACCUUCCAAUGAAAGCACUCUUGAUCCUCGACAACGCAACAACGCACCCGGCUGUAGAUGUCAUUCAAGACGGAGAAAUUAAAGCUAUGUUCUUGCCCCCUAACGUAACCUCCCUUUGCCAGCCUAUGGACCACGGAGUUUUGGUAACGCUUAAGAAGUUGUAUAGGAAGAAACUCCUUUCAUGUCUCAUUCAAGCCCUAGAUGAAGGAGUCGAAUUAGUGGAUAAGUUAAAAAAAAUUGAUAUGCUGGAUGUUGUUGGCUGGAUUUCCCAGGCAUGGGAUGAACUCAAUCCCCUAACGCUCGUGCGUUCUUGGAGGAAGCUCUUGGACCACCAGGGAAAUGAGUUCAACGAAGAAAUUAAAGAUGACGAGCUAGCCACUUUAAUGGAAAAAAUCCCAGGUUGUGAAGAAGCUUCACCUACAGAUGUUUUCGAGUGGAUGGAACAAGAUGAAGAAAGCGGACCAACUUCAGAGGAAGAAAUAGUUGAUGCUUUAAAAUCAAGAAGAGGAUAG